UCAUUCAAGUUUUGUACCUCACCAACCCCGAAGGCCGGAGCCACCAUUUUGAGCUCCGGCAAUGCGGUUUCCGGUGGCAAUAGUCCUCUGAACCCAACACUUCUCAGUGAUGGGUAUACCAUGGGACGACGUCGUUGUGAUCCAACAGGGGAAGGACCCCAAGGAGUCCUCCAUCGUCACCGUCAAUUGCCCCGACAAGGCUGGUCUUGGCUGUGAUCUUUGCAGAAUCAUCCUCGAAUUCGGUCUCCGCAUUACCAGAGCUGAUAUUUCAACGGAUGGAAGAUGGUGCUACAUCGUGUAUUGGGUUGUUCCACAUCCUGCAUCGCUCAAAGUUGAUUGGGAAAGCUUGAAGACUCGGCUACUUUCAGCUUGUCCUUCAUGUUUAUUUUCCUAUCACUUCAAUAAACAGUCUACAAGUCCUUCACUGCCUCCGAUUUAUCUGUUGAAGGUUUGGUGUGUUGAUCAAAAAGGGUUGCUACAUGAUAUUAAUGAAAUCCUAUGUAACCUUCAACUUACUAUUCAGAGAGUGAAAGCGAUGCCAACCCCAGAUGGCAGGGUAUUAGACAUGUUCUUUAUCACCGAUGGCGUGGAAUUGCUCCACACAAAAAAGAGGCAAGAUUAUGUAUGUAAUUAUGUGAUGGAUGCUUUAGGAGAGAGGUGUAUCUCCAGUGAACUUCAGUUGGCUGGGCCUGAAUACAGACAGUUGCAGGGGUUUUCUUCUCUUCCACCAGCUUUUGCUGAAGAAUUAUUUAGUGCUGAACUGUUAGACAAAGUUUCUUUGCAUCCUCUCAGCCAAGAUAUGACAACACUGAAGACACCUACCGUUAUGGUGGAUAACUCAUUGAGCCCGGCUCAUACCCUGCUUCAGAUACAGUGUGUUGACCAGAAAGGCUUGUGUUACGACAUUAUGAGGAUUUCUAAGGACUCUGAUAUUAAGGUUGCUUUUGGUCGAUUCUCUUCUGGUGUGAAAGGCUUUCAAAACAUAGACUUAUUUAUCCAGCAAAAAGAUGGGAAAAAGAUCAUAGAUCCUGAAAGUCAGAAAACUUUGUGUUCUUGCUUAAAAGAAGAGAUGCUUCAUCCAUUGCGGGUGAUUAUAGUGAACCGCGGUCCAGAUACUGAACUUUUAGUAGCCAAUCCUGUAGAGCUGAGUGGAAAGGGAAGGCCCCGUGUAUUCUAUGAUGUUACAUUGGCUUUAAAAGCAUUGGGAGUGUUCAUUUUCUCAGCUGAAGUUGUUAGACAUUCAACACAAGAACGCCAAUGGGAAGUGUAUAGAUUUUUGUUGGAUGAAAGCCGUGAAUUUCCAUUGAACAGAAGCCAAGCAAGAAGUAAGAUUGUGGACAAAGUUAGAAGAACUUUGAUGGGGUGGUAAUGUAUCAGAUGAGAAGCAGUGAAGUACUAUUAGUGCAGUUUGCCUUUUAAUGCCUUCCCUUUAUGUUUAAUCUCAACUUGGUUUAGUGUUUAAAUAUGGCCUAGUUAUCAGGGGUAUCUAGUUAACGACAAUCAUGUAAUAUUUGCAUUUUGUAAAUUAUCUUAUGUUCUUUUUAUUUGGUUUUAGU
Molecule: messenger RNA, 1556 nt
Organism: Abrus precatorius (Indian licorice)
Lineage: Eukaryota; Viridiplantae; Streptophyta; Magnoliopsida; Fabales; Fabaceae
Product: ACT domain-containing protein ACR9
Exons: 6
Coding region: 110-1369 (419 amino acids)
Source: RefSeq, a predicted model, not a curated record